Messenger RNA from Oncorhynchus masou masou (cherry salmon), 9100 nucleotides. It is a transcript of the gene crtc1a, whose product is annotated as CREB regulated transcription coactivator 1a. Lineage: Eukaryota; Metazoa; Chordata; Actinopteri; Salmoniformes; Salmonidae. The record is from RefSeq and is a predicted model, not a curated record. Gene Ontology annotation, biological process: protein homotetramerization; positive regulation of transcription by RNA polymerase II. Gene Ontology annotation, molecular function: cAMP response element binding protein binding. Gene Ontology annotation, cellular component: cytoplasm; nucleus.
CCCAUCCCUGGUGAAGAAGGUGGGGAAUGCAGGCGUUCCAGAUGUGCGCGUAACCUACGCCCACGCGCAAGGACGUGUGCAUGCAACGUCAUUGAAGGGAAAGCGGAGCAGACGAGCGAAACAUGGCGACAUCAAACAAUCCGCGGAAAUUUAGCGAGAAAAUCGCUUUACAUAAUCAGAAGCAGGCAGAGGAGACCGCAGCAUUCGAGGAAGUGAUGAAAGAUUUGAGUAUUACCCGAGCAGCGAGGUUACAGUUACAGAAGACCCAGUAUUUACAGCUGGGACAAAACCGUGGGCAGUACUAUGGCGGAUCAUUGCCAAAUGUCAAUCAGAUUGGAAAUGGUACCAUUGACAUGCCUUUUCAGACUCCCUUUCAAGGUUCAGGUGACACUAGCAGGACAACACGGCAUCAUGGAUUGGUUGACAGAGUUUACCGGGACAGAAACCGCAUCACGUCCCCACAUGGAAGGCCCCUCGACAAACAUGGACGCCAAAUUGAUAGCUGUCCAUAUGGUUCAGUGUAUCUGUCACCCCCACCUGACACCAGUUGGAGGAGGACUAACUCGGACUCUGCGUUGCAUCAGAGCACUUUGAACCCACAGGACAUUUUCGCGGGAGGCUCACAGGACAUGCAGCCGAAACGAGUGCUAAUGCUUCAUGUACCAAGGCCAGAAGACACAGAAUCAGAUAUGGACAAAGACGAACAGAAAAAGAACUGGGAUGGUAAAAAGAAUGCUUCAAGGUCCAAGGUCCCAGGAAUCAAUAUAUUCCCAUCUCCGGAUCAGGAUCUGACUGCGACACUGAUGCCAUCAGCCCACGACACGGGCGGUGGCUCCCUGCCUGAUCUGACCAACAUCCAGUUCCCCCCUCCGCUGCCCACCCUGGACCCCGAAGACUCCACCCUCAGCGCCCCCAACAGCACGGGAAACCUGGCCCCCAGCCACUCACACAGUUUCAGUUCCACCAGCCAAGGACAGACCACCUCCCAGCAAGGCAGGCAGGACAACAUGGUCAACCAGGACUCCCACCAGCACCACUCCCUACAGCUCUCACCCACCCUGUCGCCACCGCUCACCCUCGCCCAGGCGGAGACCAUAGAUGCCAUGACUCUGGAAGCGCAGUUGUCCCAGUAUGUGUUCUUCAGCCAGUCCUCCUCUCAGCAGCAGCAACAGACCACUCAAGGACUGACCAGGCUGGUUCAGCUCCCCUCCCCUCUGAACACCUCCUCCAUCCAGACACAGAACUCCAUGGAUAUGAACUCGGGCUCUUUCCCCCAACAGUACCGCAGUAAGGCUGGGUCUUCAGCCAAUCAGUCUCCAACCUCUCCAGUCUCCAAUCAAGGCUUCUCACCUGGAGGCUCGCCUCAACACAACUCCAUAUUGGGCAGUGUAUUUGCAGACUUCUAUGACCAGCAACUCGCAUCCAGACAGACCAGUGCUCUCUCCCAACAGCUGGAGCAGUUCAACAUGAUCGACAGCAAUAGUCUGUACGGCCAGGGCUCAACCCUCAGCUACUCCCAAGCAGCGAUGAUGGGUUUGACGGGAAGCCACGGCAACCUGCAAGACUCCCAGCAGCUGGGUUACAGUAGCCAUGGCAACAUCCCCAACAUCAUUCUCACAGCCACAGGAGAGUCUCCACCCAGAUUGUCCAAGGGGUUGUCUUCUAGCUCUCUGUCAGCUGACAUCAGCUUCGAUGCGGACUCUCAGUUUCCGCUAGACGAGCUGAAGAUCGACCCGCUGACCCUGGACGGGCUGCACAUGCUCAAUGACCCUGACAUGGUCCUCACUGACCCUGCCACUGAAGACGCCUUUCGGAUUGACCGGCUGUAGAGCUGCUGCCAAAGUCACCGACUGCGUCGGUGAAACCCGGCCUGAGGUGUUGAGGGCUUGUGUCUGAGGGGAGAGGGCUACUUUUGGGGUGUGGGAGCCCAAGGCGAGGCCCCAGCUGUGAAGUGUGUUCAUCCCACCUCCCUUCACCAGCAGCCCCAUUCUAAGAGCUAUGGGAUAGUGUGGUAGUAGGGAAAUUAGUUUGUCAAGAAAUGGUCGACACAGUUUGCUUUCUCUCUUCAGAAUGGGAAAGAUUGAUGGCAACAUUGUCAUGUCUGGUGGAUUUUGAGCUAAUGGUCCUGCUGUGACUAGUUUGUGCUUACCAUUCUUCAUCCCUUAAAUUUUUCUUCUUUUUUUUUACACAUUCAUCCUGCUGGUCUUUCUGUUGGAUGCUUUGGUUUUUGUAAAGAAGGAAAACAGUAGGGGCUACAACACUACAUUGGUCUCGCCUCCCAUUUGAAGACAUUAACUGAUUCAAAUCAUGUCUGCAGGGGAAACUGUUUAUCUUUCUCUCACCUGCCAUACUAGAUUAGCAUGUCUUAGCUCAUAUAAUCACUCAUCUGCUUUUCAGAACCGCCCUCUCAUGGUAAAUCUUGUCAGUCACAUUUCCGUCAAUGCCCUUAACCUCGCUAUCUAACUCACACUAGUUGAAUUUAUUGGUGCUCUGAUUUUUGCCCUGAAGUUGACCAGUAUUUUACUUUAGGUUCCCUUCCGAACUUGUCAUUUUAAUUUCAAUCCAUCAAUUUUGUACAACAUGUUUUAGUGCUGGUCAACAUCUAAGCGGUUUACUUAGUUGAACAACUAGGAGUUAUAACCCUCCCAUUUAACUUAUGAUUUUCCAGGGCAGCUGAAGUAAAACCUAAAUUCCAGUUGAACAAACCUUGAAAAAUCGCUCAGAAUCCUGUUUGUAGAUAUAUAAAAAAAAGGAUGUUAGCCUAGCGUCACUUUGGCAAUUUAUCCAUGAAAUGACAUUUCAGCUGUAAUAUGCCACCAAUGGUAGCUGAUUUUCAGAUGCAAUGCAAGAUAAAAAAUGAUAUCUGAACAAAUCACUGUGAGUGAUAAGAUUCUGCCUUAUAAGAGUACAUGAUAUGCAUUUGGGCUACUUUGCAUUUGGGCUACUACCUGCUUUGUUCUCCUUCAUAGGAAAACAAGCAAUAAGGAGGGUGCAGCAGAGGGGCUGCUCAGAUUAGGGAUGUGACAAAUUGGAGGGGAAGAAAUCAUACAGUUUAAAUGCCCAUUUUUUUGUGAUUGUCUGUUAAAAAACAAUAAGAAAAAUGCAUACAUUCCAUGUGUAUUCACAAUGCAGCUGCGCAAUGGUUUGAGUCUCAAGGUGCGUCCCUUUCAGAUGGUUAAGCAUUGCACCUCUACUAACAUUGCUGUACCUCAAUUCCGCCUCCCAAAGUUUGCAUUUCCUUCUCAUUUAUCUUCUCAAGGUAUUGCCAUACAGGACUUGGUUGCUGUCGCUUGUCUUUCUCUGACAUUUUUCCAACUGUUGAUGGCGACGAUGAUGUAGUGGUGGAGAGUCGACUCUAGAAUGGUUGAUUCUCUGACUCCUUGAGUGUCAACUCCCAUUUCUGAGUGUCGAGAUUCGAUUCAGUAAUUUCUGGAACGGAGGAGACUGAUUAGUUGCUGUAAUUCCGAGAACACAAACACUUGCAUCUUUCAUAGAGGGCUAGCGAGCGAUGGAGAGAGAGGGGAAGAGUUAUAGUAGGCAGGUACAAAUCCCUUGGGCUGGUCACUAAAGUUCUCCAUCCACUUAGUUAACUGUCCUUCAACGUCAUUUCCAUCCUAUCCUACUAUAAAGGGAUUUGACUGCAUUGACGACUCGCAACUGCUAGGGCACUUUCGCCAUUUUCAUCUGGCAGACUGGUUCCCAGACUGUUAGAGACAGCAGGCACGCUUCACCAUUGCUGCUAGCUAAAGCCAUAGCACCGUUGGGCAUCAUGCACAUCCCACACCACUGACCCUUGGCUGGCCUCCAUGUCCUGCUGUUCGUUACAUUGGUGCUAGAUAUGGGAUGGUGACCAAGGCACCAUAGGAACACAACAUGCGUGUGUUUUCUUAGCUUAUGCCUCGGUGGCAGAUCGCCCUGCUCUGUUCCUCUGUAUUGCACUCUUAAAACCGAGACUGAUUCAGACGUCUAGCCUCCACACUGUUGGUAGGCCUGGCUGUCACCAGAUGGUAUACAUGGGUGCUGGAGCAAUAAGACGAGGGAAGCCUCCCUCUAGCAGUGCGCGCUAAAGAGGGAUUGUGAUACACGCACCAACAUCACAAGGCCUAUGGCCCUGUUUUGGGCCCUGCCGUUCUCACUUGGGUUCCAGUACAGCAGCCACAGGCAGGCGGACUUCGCCUACGACCAGUGACCAAGCAGAUAGUCCCACCCUGGAACAUCUAGGGUGCUUGAGAGUAAUUUUCACAGCCGCUGGAAUGCGUGGAAAUUAGUUUCUCUCAUUUAAUACCGCUUUACUUGGCCAUUUGUAUCCACAAAGCGGGUGAGUGAGCUGCACGCACUGUCAGUUUCACCACUAGUGCUUGUUCCUUGCCCUGGGGUUAUCCACGGUUAUUUCAACAUAAAUCAUUUUUUUUGUGCUUAAAGAUUAGUAGGGCUUUAUCACCUCUCUUUAGAGCCGUUGGCUUUUCACCCACCACUUAUUUCUCCAUGGAGGAAUAUUGUUUCCACUGCUUGUGCUCCACAUAUUUUGUGCUCCUACGUGGACAGGAUGAGAGCCCUGAAAGGACUUCCCUAAUGUAGGGAGACCCAUUUCUCGACCAGGCAUUUAUCCAAGUGGAGGCUAUUAUAAGGCAUAUAAUAGCAAGGGGUGACUACCUCUUGGAGGGCAUCAGAGUUCAUUCCACCAGAGGUGUGGCUGCGUCACGGGCAUGGUUUAAGAAGGUAUCUCUGUUCAGAGAUAUUUCUGGGAUAUUAUUCCUCCAUAAAUUUUACCAAUCUCACCGGCACGUGUGCUUCGAGUCAGCACAUCUGAGAGUUGAUUCUGUCUAGACUACCUGGAGAGUGUACGAGCCCUACAGGAGUUGGCUAAAUCCCAUACUGAGUGAUCAAACGAUUAUUUGAAAUAGAAUGUGACGUUACUUAACCCUGGUUUUAUGAUAAUGACUGAGGUCACUUAGCUCGUUACCCUUCACACAAUCUGCGUAUGGAAGAACGUAUACUUGUACAAGUAACGCGGGAGGGGGCGUCAGCGCCUUAUAAAGGAGCAGAGUCUAUUGGCUGUCUCUCCUGUCUGUCUACGACAGAUGUUGUGUGAUAGGAGUUCCUUAUUGACUACGACCAAUGGAGACAUACCCAUACAUACGGAGUGACCUCACUCAUCUUAUCUUAGAACCGUGAUUACGCUAAGUAACCUUACAUUUCGCUCCCUGGUAAUGAAUGUUUUGUUUAAAUUAGUUGUCUUUUUUUAAAUUGGAUUUUGCUUAUGGUAUCUAUGCAGAACAAAUUAAUUGAUUGAAGACAGUUAUUAGCAAUCUAAUAGGCAUAAGCAAGUACCUAAACUAAGUACCUACCAUGCUUAUUUGUACGGUACCAUUUUUAUAGCUUUUUCAGCAAAGAAAAUAAGCAUUUUGACAUGUUUCAUUCGCUACUUUUUGUUGAACAUUUUAGUUUGGGUCUUCCACUUCACAGAUGAGAAUGCAAAUUAUAUAUUCUGCACGUUGGCUUUGGCAGAAACGGUAAAAAAAACAUGACAAAAGAGAAACUUGAGGAUUACGCUGCAUAUAUAAGUACAUUAACCCCUAUAUGUGACUCCCAUGGAUGUGUCUGAGGUUGAUUAUUUUUACUGCUUAAAGUUGAUGAUUUCAUGAUUCAACUGCCUCUAUUAGAACAGCAUUUCUGCCACCAGAAUGUAUUUCAUCACAUCGCCAUAGAGUACUAUCAUAAUCUCAACAUCUUCAUAUGAACCUCAGCAUCAACCACAUUGUUUUUGAUGACACCCUUACAUCAUACUCUAGGUGUUUCACUUCAAAACCCAAGGGACGUGGCAUGCGAUUUGGAGUUUGGUUCAGUACUGUUAAUGUCUCUCUCAUAUUGAAUAUUUGUGUGUGUGUGUACUUGUCAAUCGUUUCCCACUCAUUGUCAUUGGAAAAGUCCAUCAGUUUUCCCACCAGCUUUUCUGGAUGUAUAGUGUCAGAAUUUCAGUGAUGUUGUAGAUGUCGGCUAUACAGUUUACCUGUUAGUAGUCAAUGUCAAGUGAGCUUUUCUUGUGAGUAAUUCCCUUGGAUGACAUUAUUGACAUUAUCUAGAUGUUGUUGGUUUUUUUUCACUUUACUUACAACUUUAGAACAUUGAACCCUGGUAUUUGUUUCACCCCCCUCUGAGCGACUGUUAUGUGCACUGGACUUGUUUUCCCCUGUAUUCGGUCAAACUUGCCUUUUGUUAAAAAAAAAAAAAGUAGUUUUGAAAAGCAUAUGUGUAUUGUCUAUAUAAAAGAGGUGAUUUUUAUAAACUUUGUAUUUUUGGAUAGAAAUUAGAUUUCUCACUGCACAACAGAUACUGCUGGACAUGUUUUCAAGCUACAUAGCUUUGAGUAUAAUUCAUGCAGGGAGAAGUAAGCAUGAAAUAGGGAAGCCAUUGGAUGUACCACCAUUGAUGCAUCAAGAGGUGCUGUGGUAAAUCACACUUUAAUAUUACAAUUUGUCAUGGACAGGAGUAAGAACAGUCAUCUUGUUGUGCAAAGAGUAUAUAAACAACCCCCAUUAUUAUCAUAGAAUAUACACUAUUUAACUGUGUAAUUUGCUAGCCACAGAACCAGGUGUGUAAAUUCACCUGAAAGAAAUACCACUAGUGGUGCGAUUAUGUCAAAAUGGGGUCAGCCGUGGAGAAAUGAGGGAAUCCUUUCAAAGCCUGGUUUUGGUUUUAUUUUCUUUUUGCAGGACAUAACAUAUCAUUGUGCACAAUUUUUGGUGACCCAUUUUGGCUUGUGAGCAUUACUUUCUAAACUACUGGCUGAAAUUAUACUAAACUUUUAUAACGCAUCAUUAAUGUUCAGCUCAUACAGUAUCAGAAAGCAUAAUGCAUUGUGAGUGCACACAAAUUAUGGUGCCUUUGUGCUAUGUUUGUUAUUUGAAAGGUUGAACUAAAUGCUUGUCUCAUAUGUUAGUGAAUCCUCUUGUUCCAUCAUAUUUCACUAUGUUUACAGUUAAUACAUGCAGCAUCACUAUUUACCAUAGAUAGAUAGAUACAAGGGAGUUCCUUAAAGGAUCUGUUGGUUCAGUGUCAGCUGGUCAAGCAUGCAAAACAUUAUCGGUUAUAGAUCUGAAAAUGAGAACUGUUUUGCACACAUUUGCAUAACAUAAAUUGCCAACAGUAACUCUUAAACCAUUAAAGCUAGAGGUACUAAAUCAACUUUCACAUGUUCACGUGAUUUAUGGUUUAAGAGUUAAUCUUGGUGAUUUAUUUUAUGCAAAUGUUUAUAAAUUCCAAUUCUUUAGAACGUAGUUCAACUAUAACUAUAUACAAUUGCAUCAAAUAAAAUGGCAUGCACACCACAUUUUCUUCAGAAAAUGUACUUUUCUAGUUUAGCUUGGUUUUAUUGUUUUUUUUUAAUGCAAAAUAUUAAUUGUAGACUAAGGAAGAAAAGUGGAAUAGACCUUUGUUUAAAUGUGGUUUAAGGUUAUGUUUUCCUUGUUUGGUAAAUUGUCUUUGUUUUUGAUUCGAACAGUGGCAAGGCCUCACACACAAACUGGAUGUACAAUCCAAAAGCAACAGAUUUUUGUUAUCAGCCUUUUAUGCACAUGUAGAUGCAAUUUGUUGGUACGUGCUUAUAUAUUUGAUCUUAUAUGUGCUUAUGAGCUAGAGAUGAUGCCCACUGAAGUGUAUUAUUUUUGUCGAGUGCGUAGACUGGCUGUUUAUAUUGCUUUUCGGUAUAAAUGUUUUUGUGAUAUGUCAAAAGUGAAAAUUGUUGUUAUAUGCACUGAGAGUCAUGCGCUGCACUAUGUCAUUGUGGCUCUGUUCUUCUGUUCUGUCUUUCUGACUAAGAAGUAUCGGUUAAUCUAAAGUUUUUCAGACUGAUCCAAACUCCAAAUUGCUCCCUGUGUUUUUACAAUCAGUUGUCUUUUCUUUAAAACAAUGUUCUGUGUUUAUGUAGUAAAUCUGACUGAUUUGAUACGUCUAUUAUUACUUGCACUAAUAUUCAGCUAUUAUAAUGGUUCACACUCAAACGUUUACAGAAGCAACCGUUUACAAAGAAUGGAGCAGGUUUUGAUGUUUUUUUUGUGUGUAGGUUCAUGUAAUUGAUAGAAAUAAGGAGGAAUUUGGGGGAACAUAAACUGGAUCCUUGCCACCCACAAAAAAUACUGUAAACCCAUGAGCUUCCCUUUUGACACCAGACAGGUAUUACAUAGCCAAACAUGGCCAUCUCAAAGUUUUAACUGCCUGGCAAUUGACAGCUUCCCUUAAGUCAUGGCUGUGACAAUGGAGCUGUCCAAUUCUGAAACUGACAGAGAUCCAGGCUAAAUAGUUGCAAAGGAUAGGGAAAAUAAAAACUGUAUUUACCCGUUUUUACAAGAUAUACAAAGUUGUAUAUACUUCCAAUAAUAUAAAUAUUUAGAAAUGUGAUUUGUAUGUUCCCUUUUACAGAGAGUGAGUGUGUAAGUGAUGGCUAUGUGCUAAGUUGUUUUGAGUGAAUGGAAAAGUCAGCCGUUGCUUUCUCUCACAGGCUAUGAACCAGCGUUUCCCAAACUCCGUCCCCGGCACCCCAAAGGGAGCACGUUUUUUUGUUUUGUUUUUGCCCUAGCACGACACAGCUGAUUUAAAAUCAACUAAUCAUCCAGCAUUAAUUAUUUGAAUCAGCUGUGUAGUGCUACAGCAAAAAAAACGAACCGCUGUUGUAAGCCGUUUAAAUGUGCCGAGUUGCUAUUUUACCUUCAUUCCCCGGUGUUGUCAGAUGAGUUAUCAUACUAUUGUUGGUUUUUUACAUGCAACGGGUGAACCAUUAAGGAAACUGAAGUUCAUAAAUCAUCCCUUUUUAACUCUUGUUUAAUGUUCAAGUAAUGCACUUGUUUAGAGCACUUUGUUUAUCUGUCAUUUACUAAAAUGUGUUUCUGUCAAAGGUUUAGAGUUAGACUCCACUUUCCCACUGUAUCUCCAAGUUUUAAUUUUGUUAGAUUUGAGAAUUACAUCAUUUAUAACAGUGCACUUGUCUAUGAAUUGUUUACAUUUAGAAAAUGAGAAUAUUUACGAGGAAACCACAAUCUGCUUUAUCUUAACAGUUUGUUUCUUGCUGCAUAACCUACCGCAUAAAGAUUGACAUGUGACUGAC